Messenger RNA from Trifolium pratense (red clover), 1245 nucleotides. RefSeq lists its product as uncharacterized. The coding region runs from base 151 to 555 and encodes 134 amino acids. The transcript is spliced from 5 exons. Lineage: Eukaryota; Viridiplantae; Streptophyta; Magnoliopsida; Fabales; Fabaceae. The record is from RefSeq and is a predicted model, not a curated record.
UCUCUUACUAUAAUUUGAGCAUAGAAACAAAAAAUCCUCUUCUCUGUUGCUUAUCUCUCACGUUUCCCUUUCAACCUCACUCCUUCAUCACUCACUCUUUCCGUUUUGCGCCGGCGGGAACUAACCGUCAUUCCGGGUUAGGUUAAUUCCAUGGCGAUUUCAUCUGGGACUGGUAACCAUCAAGAACAACAUGCUCAUGGCAAUUUGGGUCCUGGUAUAUAUUGGACCCCCGAAGAACAAGCUACUCUUGAAGAUUUACUCACAAAGUAUGCCUCAAUAUCGAACAUAGCAUUACGUUAUGCAAGGAUAGUUCCAGCGCUAAAUGAUAAGAGCGUUAGGGAUGUGGCACUGCGAGUCAGGUGGAUGAACGUAAACAAGAAAGUAGAUAUCAGGAGAAGGAAGGAUGGUCACAAUUUGGCACGAAAAAGUAAAGGUAAAAAGAUGCUUACCAAAAGCCAGGAAAGGGUGUCUGACCCUGCAGCAAAAUCAUCUCAAUUUUCUGCUGCUCGACCCAAUGUCCCUCCAUAUGCGCAACCAAUGAUUCCAAUUGACUAAUAUUUUUGUCAAUAUUAAUUGGUUAACAAAACUGAAACCGUUUAAAAAUAUUAAUGGGUUAACAAAACGGAAACCAUUUAAAAGACUAAUGAUUUAAGUGUAUAACAUAUUGAAACCAUUUAACAAGACUAUUUUUUUUCACCAUUUUUGUGAAAAAUUGAAAGUCAUUCAAACACCAUAAACCUCUAAUUUCUUUAAUCCAAAAGCUUCCAAACACUUCCAGAAAUCAAAAUAUACCAAGAAACACGAAGAAAAACCAAUAGAAAAGCAUACCCAAAGUUCAAAAAUAGUUAAGAGAAAACUUAUUUGGUUAGCUCGAUUUAAAGGCAAACUAAGUAAGUUUCGAAUUGAUUCAUGUUCCAAAUCAUGUCCUGAAGCUUUUCCAACCGUUUAUUUUGCUUAUUUUGGUUAUAUACUGAAACCAAAAUAAGCAAAAGAUGUCAUAAUGAUAUCGAAUUAUAUAUUUAUAAUGGUGUAGUAAUGAUGUAGCAAUGAAGUUAAUGAAUCGUUGGUAGCGCGUGUGUAUUAGCUUGUUGAGUUGUGGUAUCUAAGAGUUGUGUUGUGUGAGUAUUCAGUCGUCCAAAAGGAUAAUAUGUUGCUUGUUGUUACUAUGUGUUUGGCUACUUCUUAUAUUACUAUAGAAUUCAGUUAAUUGUGUGACGUUGUUACUCACCCCUUUUCUGGUUCGCC